Molecule: messenger RNA, 219 nt
Organism: Necator americanus (New World hookworm)
Lineage: Eukaryota; Metazoa; Nematoda; Chromadorea; Rhabditida; Ancylostomatidae
Exons: 1
Coding region: 1-219 (72 amino acids)
Source: RefSeq, a predicted model, not a curated record
AUGAGCAGCAACGUCAGACUCCGUAAUUUUACCAGAAAUCCAAAUUACUUAUUAUUAUUAUUAUUAUUAUUAUUAUUAUUAUUAUUAUUAUUAUUAUUAUUAUUAUUAUUAUUAUUAUUAUUAUUAUUAUUAUUAUUAUUAUUAUUAUUAUUAUUAUUAUUAUUAUUAUUAUUAUUAUUAUUAUUAUUAUUAUUAAUAUUAAUAAUAUUAUAUUUAUGA